This is a messenger RNA of Orbicella faveolata, 3892 nucleotides long. RefSeq names its product polyamine-transporting ATPase 13A3-like. Gene Ontology annotation, molecular function: polyamine transmembrane transporter activity; ATP binding; ATP hydrolysis activity. Gene Ontology annotation, biological process: polyamine transmembrane transport; intracellular calcium ion homeostasis. Gene Ontology annotation, cellular component: late endosome membrane. The record is from RefSeq and is a predicted model, not a curated record. Lineage: Eukaryota; Metazoa; Cnidaria; Anthozoa; Scleractinia; Merulinidae.
GUAAAUUUUAUGCCCACGAGGAAGCUUGUCGUGAGGCAGAAAAAGAAGGUCUGCUUGGUGGACCGCAUUAGGCACCAAUACAUCGAAUUUGGGGCGAGAAAUGUAGCGCAGCGCAGGGAGAUAGAUCUGCCAAAGUGCUUGUUUGAUGAGCCACUGUGUAGCGCUUUCUUCAGGGACUUGUGCAGCAUCCGCUAAUUUUUGGAUGGCAGCAACGCCUUUCCGAUAGCCCUGAGGGCUGUAGUAGACUUUGGCAAGCUUGACGUCCAUAUGUGGAAGCAAGGCGUUUAUUCGAACUGAAAAUGCAAGCAUUUUUAAAGAAAAGGAAAAGCCGUGUAGCCGAGAGCAAGAGCGCUGCCGUCCACAAAAAGCAGCUCGCCUUGUUUCUGCUGAUCACUGGGCUGAUAAAAGUCAGCAGCAGGGCCCUUUGGGCGGGGCAAUUUGCUUGUCUGAGUGGGCCUGGUUAUAGAGUUUGAAUGCAUAAUCGGUGUUCGUGAAGUUCUGCUUCCCCUGUUCUUUGACUUCUCUGUUGGUUUGAAUCCAAUCAAGAAGCUUGGUGUGGUCGCAGGUGUAUUGGGCUAUAGCGGUCUGAUAAGCUUCAAGGGCUUUGUUGUGCCGCUUUUUUUCAUCCAACACCGCAUUCCCGCUGUCGCCAGACAAAUAUUUGGCAAGAUAGUUGCCGCCAGUAAAAGCAGCUGCAUUAAGAAUUGCCCCUCCGAUCAUCAUCACAACGCUUGCCAUCAUUAAAGCAACGUUUCUUUUUUUAAACCGAGGUUGGGAGGAUCUUUUUGUCUUCAAGGUAAAGCGAUGCUGCCUGCUAGGACAACUGUGAAUUUUGCAUAGUUCAUGGCGCUGCCGCUGGGGUCAGCAAUAAAGUUCUCUUUCACCACCUUUUUCGCGAUCCAGCUGAUGCCGGCAGCUAAGCUGGUAAGAAUGGCCGCAUCCAUGAUCGUUUUAACAAGCUUGUUGUCCGACAUCGUAUUGAGCUGUGCAUUUUCUUUUCAAAUGUCAAUCCAUUGAGUGGAGCUCUCUUCUUUGGAUCGGCUGGCUUGGCUGCUGCGUAUCCACAGUAUGGGCUUGUGGUGUUCCCUCGACUAGUCAAGGUGGGGCAGGUUGCUGUGGCGUGAAAACCUUUUUUAUCUCUUCACGUUUGUAGUAAAUUUCAAUGACAGAAACCACAAUGCUGAUUAUACUGAGCCAAUGAGAUCAUGCUGAUAACGUUUUUUGUGUCUUCAUUGGACGCUCAUUGCUUCAUCUAGUCGAAGCAUCUACACUUUAACCACCAGUGAGAGGAGGAACGAGGCCCACAGCUACAGUGGCUUCUGCAGCUUUUUUCUGUUCUUCAUGCACCUUUCUUCCUUUCUCUUGUAAGGCUUUUCCCACAGCCACCCGUUUCAGGUUUUUUUCUUUCACAGGUGUAGUAGUUGGUAUUUUUAAAGUCACCUGCUCUGGCCGAGGCUGCAGCAAGGCCGCAGCAGGCUCCUCCAUGUGAGUGUUUUCUGAAUCCGCCAUUAUUUUAGUAAACGAAAAUAUUUAAUUAGCAAUGCUGACUAAUUGUUCAGCAGUUGCUAAGGAUUGCUCAGCAGCGGUUGCUUUGGAUUGCUCAGCAGCAGUUGCUGAGGAUUGCUCAAAAUCUCUAUGUUUUGUUGUGAUCAGCACCGUGUUGGCUACCUUAAGCAGCCGCCCACAUCUCAAUGCAAGACUUCUGACAAGGGUGGACAACUCUUUGGUGAUGACAUAAUCUUUUUUAAGAUUAUUCUGCAAAGCUUCAACUUCUUUAAUUGGCACAAACAUCCCAACUGCCCUGGUGUACAACAAGAGACAACUAUCAACAAAGGUUUGAGUGGUCUUGGCACCCACAUAAGUCUCGUACCUUUUGUAGUACUUUUCAACAUCUUUAUCUUCCAAGCACUUAACCUGCUCUUGUGUCAGCUGCAUGCCGAUGGCUUCUUUUGCUUUGCCUGUGGAAACCAGAAUUGUAAGCUCUUCACGAAGGGCUGGAAUGUCAGGCCCUGGCUGACUCUUCGAGUCAGGUUCAGCUUCCAGAAGACUCAUGACUUCAGCCAUCACAAGGCUUCUUCUUUUAGCUUUGAUCAACUGGCCCUCUUCUUCCGUGGCCCAUUCUGUUAUAGCUAAGACUCGCCAAGCUUCAAUUGCUUUCUGUUUUGUCAAGGCCGAAAGCUAGCCUCAUCACAGCGAUCGCCAUCCUCACAGCCAAAAACCCUGCUUCAAAAGCAGCAAAGCUUCUUAAAAUUUUGUUAGAAUCUUCGAGCUCUUCUAAGCGGGUGUACGUUUCUUCGAGGGCUUCAUUUACCUCGUUACACCUUUCGGCAAAAUCGGCUGUCAGUUCCUUGUGGGUGCAGAUGGCAACCAUUUAUACCAAAACCGUUGGCGUGUUUAAUUGGCUGAAAACCUUGACGCGGCCAUGAUUGCUUUAUACCAAGGCAGGCGGCUUGUUCAAUUGAAAAAUAAUCCUAGAUCAAUAAUCGCACGGACAGUUAACACACUUGUAUAGGGGGGUUCUGGACUCAAACAACUUGGGCUCCAAGACGCCGAGCAAAGCAAGGCAUCUUAUAAGGCCGAGAUUUGUUUGAUCAAGAACCCCCCUUAUACACGUGUGUUAAUAUAUGUGCAGUUAUGUACAUGCAGUUAUGCAUCUAACGAUGCAACUUUAAAGUAAAAUCCAAAGCUUUACAAAUGUGCUACUGGAACCAAUGAGAGCAAUACUGCAAUUAACUUUUCCACUGACCCACGAAGUAUGAAUUCUCUGUGAAAUAGUGAACUGUAUUAAUUAGAAGCAUGAUCAGCCCAUACUCAGUUUAACUACAUGUUUCUUUCUUCUUUUUCCAGUGGGUAAAACAGAAGCUUACCCCUUGUUAGUGGCUCGAAGGCCUGGGGGAAGUCUCAUGUCUCCAGUAGUUCUUUUCUCACUGAUUUCACAAAUUAUUGUUCAAACUACAGUACAAGUCAGUGGAUUUUAUUAUGUACAGUCUCAGCCAUGGUUUGAGGCAGUGCGUAUAACAGAUAAGAAUAGUACAUAUGUCAAGUGUCAUCAGAAUGCUGUUGUGUUUGCACUGUCAUCUUUCCAGUAUAUUCAGCUGUCAGUUGUUUUCUCUGGAAGAGCCCCUUAUCGAAAACCAUUUUAUAAAAGUGUAUAUUUUCUACUGGUCGUUGUGCUACUAACUCUGUUUACAGGAUUUCUAGUGGUUCUUCCAGGACAAGUAUUGCAGAAAUUCUUUGAGUUAGCAACCAUGCCUGACUUAGUCUUCAGGCUAACGCUUGUUGGUAUUGCAGCUUGUAAUUGUCUCAUUUCAUUAUUUAUUGAGAUCUACAUUGUCCCUUCUCAAUGGCUAAAGAAACUACUCAAUUACAUCUUCUGCAAGUCACAUCCUAAGAAUUUCUUUCGAAUAUUAGAGCACCAACUGGAGCAAGAUCUCAACUGGCCUCCUUCACCAAGCUAGAAAGCACUGAGUGCUUUCAUCUUGUCAUCCAAUGUAUUAGUCCCAGGGUUGAUGUAACCAAGAUAUUUUAAAUGUCAUAGGAUUUAGAUAGGAUGUUCUAGUGAACUGAUUUCACAAUCGACCAUAUUCAUCUCUUCUCUGAACAACUCUAAAAUAGCAUGAAGUAACUAACAAUUUGAACAUUCAAUUCCUUCGAAUAUCCACUGCUCAUAUAGUUCGGUCUGUCUCCCUGUGUUUGCACUUGAUUUACUUGUCUCUUUCAUUCCCUUGGUCUUAUUUUGUUUUGCACGUCAAAGGCAGGGGAAUAACUCGAAAACCGCGAAGUUCAUUUAUCCCCCUGGCUCGACUUUAAACACAUACCUUUUCCCUAAGUUAUUGUAAUUUUCUUCCCAAAUGUGUAUUAAGUGUGAAGAGUAAAUAAAGCAUUGUUGCUG